CUCCCAUCUGGGUCCAGUGAUGGCGAGUGUUCAUCCCCCGCCAUGAAGCAAGCUCGUUAUCCUGUCCGCAACCGCCGCAGGAGGCUAAAGGCGGCCGCGCCGCUAAUUCUGGCCCUGUUGGGCAUUUUCUCGCUCCUUAGACUCUUCUCUAUAUACCCAAACCACCAUGCACAAGAGAUUGAACCACCUCAGCCGGUCGUGGGGAAAGUUUCAAUGAUAUACGGCAACCACUCAAUUUAUGAGCGAGGCCUUGAAACGCAUCGUGAACACAGCCGGCGGCAUGGAUAUCCUCUUAUCGUGCUGCGAAGGCCCAUUCUCGAUGGUGUGUGGAAUAAAUACGCCAUCCUCUUGUCAGCUCUUUUGGAGGAACUCCAAAAGCCACCGCACAAGCGUCUCCAGUGGCUAUUCUGGGCGGACGGCGACACAGUUCUCAUGAACCCGAACAUCCCCCUAGAGAUAUUCCUCCCACCACCACACAUCAAGGACGUCCACAUGCUCCUCACCAAAGACUGGAAUGGAAUGAACAACGGCGUCUUUCCGAUCCGGGUGCAUCCGUGGUCCGUCGAGCUGCUCUCAUCAGCGAUCGCCUACCCACGACUCCAUCCCGAAGUCGACCUGUACUGGCCGGACCAGUCGGCAUUGCAGAACGUGUUGGAUGGCAGCCCUUACUUCUCCAGCUCUGUGGUGUAUUGUCCCCUCCGGUGGUUCAACGCCUACAUGGGCAAACCGGACGGAUCGGGCCUGAACCCGGAUUCUCCGAAAUACCUCCAGAUUCACCCGGGAGAUCUGCUGGUGCAUUUCCCAGGGACGCCGCCCGAUCACCUGAAUACGACGAUCGGGCCGUAUUUGGAUAUCGCGGAGUCGCAUCGCGCGCAUUGGGAGUUACCCCUAGAAAGUACAGGCUAUGUAGAGGAGACACGGAGGUUCUGGGAAGAUUUCCGACCGUCACCGCUGGGGGCAUAGAUUUCUAUUUUUGGGUUUCUGUAUAGUAUAUUAUUUUAUAGCGUAUAUAUGGAGUCAAGUGAUGAUUAUGAUUCGGGCGUAUUCGGAAUAAACGAACUUAUGCAUUCAUAGAGCACGGCGUUCGUUGAGAAAAGC
Molecule: messenger RNA, 1098 nt
Organism: Aspergillus steynii IBT 23096
Lineage: Eukaryota; Fungi; Ascomycota; Eurotiomycetes; Eurotiales; Aspergillaceae
Exons: 3
Coding region: 43-963 (306 amino acids)
Biological process (GO): protein N-linked glycosylation
Cellular component (GO): Golgi membrane
Molecular function (GO): glycosyltransferase activity
Source: RefSeq, a predicted model, not a curated record